Nicotiana tabacum (common tobacco) is the source of this 1390-nucleotide messenger RNA. RefSeq names its product dirigent protein 24-like. The record is from RefSeq and is a predicted model, not a curated record. Lineage: Eukaryota; Viridiplantae; Streptophyta; Magnoliopsida; Solanales; Solanaceae.
UCAUCAAUCAAGCAUCUACUCAGCUCCAUUUGUUUCUUCUAAUCUCUCAUCCCCUAGCGUCAUUCGCAAGAAAAAAUGGCAAAAUUUUCCCGACUCACCUCUAAAAUACUCCAAGCCACGUUCUGCAUUUUGCUGCUAGCCCUCACCUUCGGUUGUGCCAGUUCAGCAAGAAUCCUUGAUGAAGUGAACCGAGUGGCUGACGCAUCAUCGGAAACAGAUGAUCCUGUUGUAGCUCCUGUGGUUGCCCCAGCUGCCACAUUGCCAAGUAACCAAUUACCAGCUACUGUCACUGCUCCUGAUUCUGACGUGGCGCCUGUAGCUGAUUCUUCCAUCCCUGCUGACACAGUGGCUCCUCCAGCAGAUUUACCAGCUGAACCUGAACCAGAUUCCAUCCCUGUUGUCGCCCCUGCUGCCUCUGUGGCUCCUCCUGCUGACUUACCAGACACUGGAGCAGCCCCCGUUGCCGAUGCAGCACCAGUAACUACCCCUGUCAGCCAAACACCAGGAGUGGCCACUGCAACCUCAGGUGGGGCCGCAGUAGAAAGUCCUGUCCUUGAGCACCCGACAUUCUCCUUUUUCAUGCAUGACAUCCUUGGUGGUUCACAGCCUUCAGGAAGAGUGGUCACUGGAAUUGUAGCCACUUCUGAUGCCAACAAUCUCCCUUUCUCGACAACCACCAAUCAAAUCUUCCCAAUCAAUGGUGGAGUUCCUUUGAACAACAUUAACAACGUUGUCAACAACAACAACUAUCCAUUCCUUGCAGGCCUAAAUGGUCAGCAACAAGCUAACACUGUCCUGCAAAACAGCGGAAACAACAAUGUAGUUAAUGGUGGUAACAACCAACCUUUUGUAACAGCCGGUCAGCUUCCUUCUGGCUUAUCGCUUCAGCAGCUCAUGUUUGGCUCUAUUACUGUCGUUGACAAUGAAAUAACCGAGGGGCACGAACUGGGAUCAGCUGUUCUCGGCAAAGCACAAGGAUUUUACCUGACAAGCUCUUCAGAUGGCACCAGCCACACUUUAGCCUUGGCAGCACUAUUCCAUGGAGAACACGAUCAUGAAGUGGAUGAUACCAUUAGUUUCUUUGGAAUUCACAGGACAGCCACACCAAUUUCGCACAUUGCCAUCAUUGGAGGGACUGGCAAGUAUGAAAAUGCUAAAGGAUUUGCCACCAUCGAAACUCUUCCUCACGUGGACCAACAUACAACUGAUGGAGUGGAGACAAUUACCCACUUUACUGUCUACAUCACCCCUUAAGCAGCAUGUCUUCUAGAUAAGGUGUUAACUCAACAUGUUUUCUGUAUUUCGGAAUAUUUACAUUAUGUACUUUGCAGCAUGUAAUUGAAUGGUUAAAUGUGUCGAUUAUAUUAUGAUCUAUAUCAGAGCUUUUUUA